AUGACGACCGAAUUUUCCCACGUUGAGAAUUAUGAUGUCUCCAAGUUCUGGAUUGCUCCAACCAGGAACUUUCGAACCUCUGCUCGCUUGCACUGGCAGCACUUUCUCUUUCAAAACACCAUUGGCUAUCUCCUCGAACCUACCGUCGAGAAGUCCUUUUUAGUUUCUUCCCAGCCUCUAAAAAUCGCCGAUCUCGCUUGUGGAAAUGGCAUCUGGCUGACUGAGCUGCACUCCCACUUCGCGAAGAACAACAUCUCAGCCAUGCUGGAUGGAUUUGAUAUCAACCCAGUGAACUUCCCAGAUGCAGCCUACCUACCCAAAUCGGUCUCCAUCAAACAGCUUGACAUCCUUGCUAAGCCUCUUCCUGCCGAGUUGAUUGGUAUUUACGAUGUGGUGCAUAUCCGAGCCUUUGUCAGUGUGAUACCGGAUGGGGACCUUACACCUAUACUCUCUGCUGCCUUGGAGCUCCUGAAGCCGAGUGGCUUCCUUCAAUGGGAAGAGACUCGAGGUGAUAAAUGGGUCGUCGAAUCACCUUCACCGCAAGUAUCCAAAUUAGCCUGUGAAAGCAUUGUGAAGGUGUUCGAGGGUGGCCAAAAGGCCCAAGGCAUCAAUUAUGAGUGGGUAGAUGUACUUGAUACGCGUCUGUGCCAGUUCGGUUUUCAGGAUGCGCGAAUCAUUUACCAGGAGAAGAGAAAACAGGACUAUAAGGGCUGGACUGAAGACUACUUGAUGGUGUGGGAGGAGUGUGCUGCCUUUUUCCCGCCAAAGUCGCAGGCACCAAAUGCAACAUUGACACGAGAGGUAUGGACCGACAUGUUUGCAGACAGUGUUAAAGAGACAGAGCACGGCGUUGCAGUGCAUCAAGGAAGAGUCGUAACUGUGGUAGGCCGGAGGCCUCAACGAGUCGCUGAACCUAUCACUGGUGAGUAA
Penicillium odoratum is the source of this 930-nucleotide messenger RNA. RefSeq names its product class I SAM-dependent methyltransferase. The coding region runs from base 1 to 930 and encodes 309 amino acids. NCBI's taxonomy places the organism in Eukaryota, Fungi, Ascomycota, Eurotiomycetes, Eurotiales, Aspergillaceae. The record is from RefSeq and is a predicted model, not a curated record. The transcript has a single exon.